GGGAAGGUGUAGUUAGCUUAAUGGCUCCUCGUAUCGCUGACGUCUUUUGACGCGAUAAGUUGCGUGCCAGUGACAGAGUAACAUAUAUUUGCUCACUGGGAAAACUACUCGUCCGUCCGGCAAACCAAAUUAACAAAACUUGUCGAGCUUUUUUGCCUUGAAGUUCUUGUUUUGAAUGCUUUAAAAUAUAUCCGCUUAACAGUUACUAUGGAAGAAGUACAGCAGGGCAGCAAUGGCACUGAGUCACGAGCUGCAACCAUUCCCACWUCAAUCACAUCCUCUCAGUUCUCACAGAUAGCACAGCAGAUGUCAUUGAGCGGUUCUUCUGUGGCUGUUGUUCAGCUCCCUGGAGGUCAGUUUCAGGUUCAAGGAGUGAUCCAAUCUGCACAGCCAUCCGUCAUUCAGUCCCCUCAGGGGCAGCCUGCACAGCCCCAGGGUUCUGAUAGUGAAGAUUCACAGGACUCCUCUGAUAGUGGAUUAACAGCCCAAAAGACAAGAGAAGUACUGGCAAGACGGCCCUCAUAUAGAAAAAUCUUAAACGACCUUUCGUCCGAGGAAACAUCACACAUUGAAGGAAAGGAUGGCAGUCCUGCAUCUACAGGAGUGACAGGCGUUACAGUACCAACCACCCCAAUCUACCAGACAAGCAGUGGACAGUACAUUACCAUUGCUCCUAAUGGCACAAUUCAGCUGGCAACACCAGGAUCUGAAAGCAUUCAGGGACUACAGACCGUCACYAUGACCAACUCAAGUGGAGCACAGCAAGGCCCCACCAUCCUUCAGUACGCUCAGACGCCUGAUGGCCAGCAGAUACUGGUGCCUAGCAAUCAGGUUGUUGUACAAGGUGCAGGAGGAGAAGUGCAAACGUACCAGAUUCGCACAGCACCCACAUCUGCCUCCCUUCCUCAGGCCGUAGUUAUGACUUCUCCUGUUGGACUGUCCCAGACUAAGACUGAUGAUCCAACAAUGAAGAGAGAAAUCAGGCUUGCCAAAAACAGAGAGGCAGCCCGUGAAUGUCGACGGAAGAAAAAGGAAUAUGUUAAAUGCCUGGAGAACCGUGUCGCUGUUCUUGAGAACCAAAACAAGACUCUGAUUGAAGAACUCAAAACAUUAAAGGAUCUUUACUGUGUUAAAACGGGAUAACCCCUUUGUGUGCAGACCAAGGAUUGAGACGGUGUCAAAGCGGCACGCUUCAGUCGUUUGGACGUCGGGGUUUCUGGGAACACUUCAUUUCAGGCUGAGAGUCUCCAGUUUGUGGUCGUUUUUGCUUUGUUUUUGUUUUUUGUUUUUUUUACUCUGAAAUAAAAGUGACUUAUUACAGUGAGACUUACUGGACAAAUUGGCCAUUUUUCCCAACUGCUGUUUUUUAAGAGAAAAAAAUGAAUGCUAAUGCUAUAACAUUUAUAGUUGUGUACAUUUUUAAUGCUGGGAAGUUUGAAAUUAUGAGCUUUAACGUUGAGUCUCAGUUUCCAAAUGUAUCCCUUUUCCUUUCUUUUGUAUUUUUUUAAAUGUCACUGUUGGCUUUGGUAAAGCUACCAGCAGCUGCAGAACUUUGACUGUCUAAUUAUCACACAGACAUAAUUUCUGUUUAUCAUAUGAACUAGCAAUUCCCCUCUUUCCUGUAAGGAGGUGUUACAUUUGUCAUUCCUUAUAUUUGUGCAAUGGAGUGUAAAGGGUAACAGAAAAGAUGACAUUCUGUUUGGUUACUUGGCAGUUUCUUAGACAAUCAGGGAAGAAGAAAAAAGCACAGAGUCCAGGUAAUAUUUAUUAUGUGCAUCUUGGGAGAGUGGGAAAGAACAAACUAUGAUUUGUUGCUGAUUCUGUGACUAAAUAAAUAUAUUUUCACUCAGAA
Austrofundulus limnaeus is the source of this 1852-nucleotide messenger RNA. It is a transcript of the gene atf1, whose product is annotated as activating transcription factor 1. The record is from RefSeq and is a predicted model, not a curated record. The transcript has 8 exons. Lineage: Eukaryota; Metazoa; Chordata; Actinopteri; Cyprinodontiformes; Rivulidae. Gene Ontology annotation, biological process: regulation of transcription by RNA polymerase II. Gene Ontology annotation, molecular function: protein binding; RNA polymerase II cis-regulatory region sequence-specific DNA binding; DNA-binding transcription factor activity, RNA polymerase II-specific. Gene Ontology annotation, cellular component: nucleus; ATF4-CREB1 transcription factor complex. Bases 208 to 1143 code for a protein of 311 amino acids.